This is a messenger RNA of Thermochaetoides thermophila DSM 1495, 993 nucleotides long. RefSeq lists its product as uncharacterized. Gene Ontology annotation, cellular component: chromatin; nucleus. The transcript is spliced from 3 exons. Lineage: Eukaryota; Fungi; Ascomycota; Sordariomycetes; Sordariales; Chaetomiaceae. Bases 1 to 993 code for a protein of 330 amino acids. Gene Ontology annotation, biological process: nucleosome assembly. Gene Ontology annotation, molecular function: chromatin binding; histone binding. The record is from RefSeq and is a predicted model, not a curated record.
AUGGCAGACCAAAUCGAGGAUACUCCCGUGUACUAUGAGGAGCUCUACGAUCUUGAGCGUGAGUUCGAGGAUGUCGAGGUUGAGAUCAUUCGCCAGCAGUACAUCCUCUCCAAGCCUCUCUAUGCUAAGCGCGCUGAGUUGGUGGCCAAGAUCCCCAAGUUCUGGGCUCUUGUCCUCGAGCAGGCGCCCGUCGAGAUCGACGAGUACAUCCAGCCGACCGACGCCAAUGUGCUCUACAGCCACCUUACCAACCUGACGGUGAGCCGUUUCUCUCUCGAGGAGGACGAGAAGAAGGGCGACCCGCGCAACUUCUUGGUCCGCUUUGAGUUUUCCGAGAACGAGUACUUUGAGGAUCGCGUCAUCGAGAAGAAGUUUUGGUGGCGCCAUUCCAAGGAUGGCUUUGAGGGUCUUGUCAGCGAGCCCGUUACCAUCAAGUGGAAGGAGGGCAAGGACCUGACCGAGGGUCUGCUUGACCUGGCCAAGGCUGUCUACGAUGAACAGCUGGCUGCUCCCAAGGAGGCUAAGAAGGGCAAGCAGACUGAGCUCACUGAGAAGCAGAAGACUCUCAAGAAGAAGAUCAGCGAGACUGGAAUGGGUGGAGUCAGCUUCUUUUGCUUCUUCGGGUACGUCGGUGAGAUUGUUUCCGAGGAGGAGAGCAAGGAGGUCAUCGCCAAGGAGAACGAGAGGCGCAAGAAGCGUCAGGCCGGUGAGAAGGUUAAGGACGAGGACGAGGAUAUGGAGGAUGAGGAGGACCUCGAUGAUGAUGAAGAGGAUGACGAGCUGGAUAUCUUCCCUCCUGGCGAUGUUGUUGCGGUGACCAUUGCCGACGAGCUGUGGCCCAACGCCAUCAAAUAUUUCACCCAAGCCCAGGACCAGGAUCUGGAUGAUGUUGAUUUCGAGGACUUUGAGGAGGAUGACGAGGAGGAAGAGAACAGCGGUAAUGCCCGGCCGCCAAAGAAGCACAAGCGCUGUGCCAGUGGCUGCAAGCACUAA